AUGGCCAACACAAAGACAGCCCGCGCGGUGCCUGCUCGCACAGCUCCAAUCGCGCGUCGGUGGUGCGCACGCAGCUACUCGCCCGCAACCAGCACAGCCGCGCCACCGCGGGUUUCCCCGCACCCCACGUCGGUGGACCCGGGACCUCGAACCCCCGACGACGCAAACGCUUCUGUUAAGUCCGGAGCAGCAGCAGCCGCCCGCCCGGCCCCAUCCUCGUCCCCGGUGCGCCGCAGCCUGGUGACUCGCUCUCUCUCUUUGGCAUUUGAAGGGAGCGCAGUGACUGUCCUUGAGCGCGGAGGGGCGAGCUCGCCUCGGCAGCGCGGGAGCAAGAGGCGGCGCAGGAGCGGCGGCAGCGGCAACCCAGCACCCGAGGGGGUCCGAGCCCCGGCAGCCGGCCAGCCCCGCGCCACAAAGGGAGCGCCCCCGCCACCCAGCACGCCGCCUUCCUCCCCAAUGUCCUCGGCCAUCGAGAGGAAGAGCCUGGACCCGUCUGAGGAGCCAGUGGAUGAGGUGCUGCAGAUCCCCCCAUCCCUGCUGACAUGUGGCGGCUGCCAGCAGAACAUCGGGGACCGCUACUUCCUGAAGGCCAUCGAUCAGUACUGGCACGAGGACUGCCUCAGCUGUGACCUGUGUGGGUGCCGGCUGGGAGAGGUGGGGCGGCGCCUCUACUACAAGCUGGGCCGGAAGCUCUGUCGCAGAGACUACCUCAGACUUUUUGGUCAAGAUGGUCUCUGCGCGUCUUGUGACAAGCGGAUCCGUGCCUACGAGAUGACAAUGCGUGUGAAAGACAAAGUGUACCACCUGGAAUGCUUCAAGUGUGCCGCCUGUCAGAAGCAUUUCUGCGUGGGCGACAGAUACCUCCUCAUCAACUCUGACAUAGUAUGUGAACAGGACAUCUACGAGUGGACUAAGAUCAACGGGAUGAUAUAG
This is a messenger RNA of Elephantulus edwardii (Cape elephant shrew), 933 nucleotides long. RefSeq names its product LIM domain only 2 (rhombotin-like 1) (gene LMO2). The coding region runs from base 1 to 933 and encodes 310 amino acids. Lineage: Eukaryota; Metazoa; Chordata; Mammalia; Macroscelidea; Macroscelididae. Gene Ontology annotation, molecular function: transcription coactivator activity; DNA-binding transcription factor binding. Gene Ontology annotation, biological process: positive regulation of transcription by RNA polymerase II. The transcript is spliced from 5 exons. Gene Ontology annotation, cellular component: nucleus. The record is from RefSeq and is a predicted model, not a curated record.